This is a messenger RNA of Zingiber officinale, 1236 nucleotides long. Its product is annotated as TVP38/TMEM64 family membrane protein slr0305-like. The transcript has 7 exons. The record is from RefSeq and is a predicted model, not a curated record. NCBI's taxonomy places the organism in Eukaryota, Viridiplantae, Streptophyta, Magnoliopsida, Zingiberales, Zingiberaceae. The coding region runs from base 66 to 1019 and encodes 317 amino acids.
UAUUGAAGCCGGCACAUCCGUCGUCGCUUCGUCUCCGCUCCAUGGCAGUCCUCAGCAUCUAAACAAUGCAAUCGACGAGGACUUGCCUCUCCUCGCCCCUCCUCGCAUCUCCCUUUCCUUCCGCCUCCUCCUUCUCCUUUUCCUUCUCCACCGUCAGUAGGCGGCGCAUCACUAUCUUCCGUCCGCUCUCCUCCCUCAGGGAGUCCAAGAAGGCCACUCUUCGUAAGGCCACCAACGUCCCCCGGAAUAUAAGGUUCGAAGACCGAAAGGGAAGGGGCGAUGGAGGCCGCAAGGAGGAGGAGGACGACGAGGGGGAGCUCGGCGGGGAUUCCGCUCUGAAGGGGACGAUCCUUGCGGGGAUUCUUUUGGUAGGGGUCGUCGGAGGGUUCGGGACUGUUGGGUACGUGUACAGGGAGCAGAUUAAUGCUUUUUUGACUCAGUUCUCCGGUUUCAUUGACGGUUAUGGGCCCGCUGGAUACGCUUUAUUUGUGCUUGUUUAUUCUGGACUCGAGAUUUUGGCAAUUCCAGCAAUUCCCUUAACCAUGUCAGCAGGACUUCUGUUUGGUAGUGUGACUGGAACCAUCAUUGUAUCGAUUAGUGGGACGAUUGCUGCUUCGGUAGCUUUUCUUAUUGCUAGGUAUUUUGCAAGGGAACGGAUUCUCAAAUUGGUUGAGGGAAAUAAGAAAUUUUUGGCAAUUGAUAAGGCAAUUGGAGAAAAUGGCUUUAGAGUUGUUACACUCCUUCGAUUGAGUCCUUUGCUCCCAUUUUCUUUGGGAAACUAUCUAUAUGGCUUGACAUCAGUGAAUUUUGUGCCUUAUGUUCUAGGAAGCUGGUUGGGAAUGCUUCCAGGGACAUGGGCUUAUGUUAGUGCAGGUGCAUUUGGGCGAGCUGUAAUUCAAGAGGAGUCAGAUGUGGGGUUACCAGGAGGGAAUGGUCAGUUACUGACUCUUGGCUUAGGGCUGCUAUUCACAGCCAUUGCUGCAGCUUAUGUUACUCGUCUUGCAAAGAGUGAUAGUUAACAGCUUCAACGCACUGGAGAGAUCAAUAGGAUAGCAAUAUGAAAGUUCCAGCAAGAUAUUGGUGAAAGAGAUUCUGAAUAUUGAUGGCCCCAGGUUGCAAUAUGACAGAGAUUGAGAAAGUGUCAAUACAAAGGUGGGCUUGUUGUGCCAGUGGCUAUGCCAAAAGGAGACCAUGUGGCUACAUCAGGAGACUAUGCUUCUUGGACACGGAUUACUG